This is a messenger RNA of Linepithema humile (Argentine ant), 4037 nucleotides long. RefSeq lists its product as uncharacterized. Gene Ontology annotation, molecular function: copper ion binding; oxidoreductase activity. Lineage: Eukaryota; Metazoa; Arthropoda; Insecta; Hymenoptera; Formicidae. The record is from RefSeq and is a predicted model, not a curated record.
AGUUCAACCAUCGAAUUGUCACACACAAAACGUGAUUAUUUCCAUGAAAAAGAAAGUUCACGGGAAUUACGAUAGAGUGCGAUAAGCAGAUAAUUUAUGUACAUACAGAUUCACGCGAAGAAUGAUCUUCUUAAAAUUAUUAUGUGAUGUCGCUUUACGCGAUAUGUCGUUUUCGUUGAUAUUGUCGUCGAGGUACACCUGUGGACUUUCUCUUUCUUCUUCCGUCGAAAUAUUGGGUUACAGAUGAAACUGAACUUACGUGAAAUCUCUGGAAUCUCGAGAUUCUCCAUUAUAACAAGUGGACGGUUUAAGAAUUUAUUAGAGGCAUUAUUCCAUCUACUUUCCACGGCCCUUGAUUUUGUAGCCAUCGCGCGGUUGGUUGAGUAAGACUGCCUUGUAGAAUACAGGAAGUCACGUUCUCGGUUAAUUAAUUACAUUUGUGCAUUGGAGGUUGUAGAUAACAUCGAUAAAACACAUGAUCUCAAGAUAUCUGCAUAUUUACCUGCCGGUCAACGAGUCUCGGAUGAUGCGUGGAAAGUCCACUGACGAAUUCUUUACUCGCGGAAAACUGUGGCACAUAGUUAUUGGUUGAACAUACGUAAGCGGGGAGAUCCAAGCUGCCUUCAAAAGGCGGACCCUCUUCGUACAUACGCGUUAUGUCCGUUGAUGGGACAAGAGACCCCUCUCAAUGACCAUUCUCGUGGGGUACGCAUGACCUCCGCAGAGAACUUCUGCAUUAUAUAGAGGAGCGAAUUGCCGACACCGGUCCAGUCCUUCGUAAAGUGUUGUCGCGGGUGUAGAUAAGACGCAGCUUCCGUCAUCGCGAAUGCAUGUGUCGCAUGGUGCGUCCGAAUCUUGGCCGGUGACCAGAGAGUUGAAUGCCUGACAACGUGCAUCGGCCAGAGUGCUAGUGCGAUCGUCAUUUUACAUUGUCGGUGAUCUGGAGUUUUCCACGCGAUCAGAAUUAAAAUGCAGUCGAGAAUGAUAACGUGGAAUGUACUGUUAAUUCUACUUCCUCUAAUUAUUCAUAAAAGUCGAUCAGAAACAAUAGUAACGGCAUACAACAAUCUUGGCUUGACACCAAUCGAUCCGGAGAUCGCUGAUAAAGUUGACUGGAAUCGUCACGCAUGUCGACGAACGUGUAGGGAUGGUGCGGCGCCUCUGGAUUGUUAUUACACUUUCAAGCUGGAGUCUUAUUACACAAUGAGCAAAGCGUGUUACAACUGUCCGUUCAAUAUCACGGACUGUUUUCGGCCUCAUUGCAUCCCGGCCGACGGCAUAAAGCGAUCUCUUUUAGUCGUGAACCGGCAAAUGCCAGGCCCAUCAAUCGAAGUGUGCCAAGGCGACAAGAUAAUGGUCGAUAUGAUCAACUUGUUGCACGCGGAGAGCACGACGAUGCACUGGCACGGUCAGCAUCAUCUCAACACGCCGUACAUGGACGGUGUACCUUAUAUAUCGCAAUGUCCUAUUCCUCCAGGAGCGACUUUCCGAUACAAUUACACCGCCACCGAAGGCGGCACGCAUUUUUGGCAUUCUCAUAUAGGAUUUCAGAGGGGCGAUGGUGUGUUCGGGCCAUUAAUUGUUCGUGUGCCUCCUAAAGUCGAUUGGCACAAAGAUCUUUAUGAUUACGACGAACAUAUGUUAGUAGUCACAGAUUGGAUCCAUGAACUCGGUCUUAGCAAGUUCCUGGCGCAUCAUCACGCAGAUGGUGACAACAAAGCGCCGAAUAUAUUGAUAAAUGGCCUCGGUCGUUUCAUCGCUAUUGAGGAUGAAAAUCAAACAUUGGCUGAUAUGCCUAUUGAGACGUUCGUCGUAAAAUCGAAUUUCCGAUACAGAUUCAGACUGAUUAAUGCGGAAUUUCUGAACUGCCCAAUAGAAGUUUCCAUCGAUAAUCACACUUUGCAUGUAAUUAGUUCAGACGGACGUGAUAUUGAAUCAGUAGAAGCUGUAUCUUUGGUGAAUUAUGCUGGCGAAAGAUUCGAUUUCAUAGUCGAGAUGAACCAACCGAUAGACAACUAUUGGAUAAGAUUCCGAGGAUUGAUGGAUUGCGACGAGAGAUUUUUGAGUGCCCACCAAGUUGCAUUAUUACGAUACGAAGGCGCGCCCGAGGAGGAACCGGCGGCGGAAGUGACAUAUGAUCACGUUCGAAAUGGAUUGCAAGUAAAUGCUCUAAACAAGGGGACAGAAAUGAAUAAUAGUAUUAGUAUGCCGCUGCUAAAUGCGAUGGACGAUGACGAUAUUUCAAACACCAAAACACCAGAUUAUCAAUUUUACGUGUCGUAUGACUUUUACAAGAAGGACAACCCGCAUUUUCAUCGCAAGAAUCUGUACGGCUUCCAUCAAGUGAAACAGCAAGUACUUACGCCGCAACUAAAUCACAUAUCAAUGAAGCUGCCGUCUUUCCCGCUCCUGCCUGACAGACAUCUUAUUAAACCGAAUCAAUUUUGUAACUCCAGCACGGUCAAAGGAUGCGAAAAUGAUUAUUGCGCUUGCACUCACGUACUUCAGGUCAAACUUAACAGCGUAGUGGAGCUGGUUUUGAUCGAUGAAGGUAUUCCAUAUGACGCGAAUCAUCCGUUUCACCUUCACGGUUAUCAGUUCCGCGUUGUGGCUAUGGAAAGAGUAGGAAAUACCACUACCGCUGCUGAAGUAAAGGAAUUGGACAGACAGGGUUUGAUAGCCAGGAAACUUGCACAGGCGCCUUUAAAGGACACAGUGACCGUGCCUGACGGCGGUUACACCAUCGUACGAUUUCACGCCAAUAAUCCAGGAUAUUGGCUGUUUCAUUGUCACAUCGAAUUUCACGCGGAAAUAGGAAUGGCACUUAUCUUCAAAGUGGGCGAACACGAGGAGAUGCCGCCCGUGCCUCGUAAUUUUCCCAAAUGCGGCGACUGGAAAUCGACAGACGAUCAGGCCGAAGGCUCGACAACCAGUACUUCCACUGCAAUUUCUACGACGACUGAAAGGACAAAGUCCACAGAUGAUCUUACGAAAAAGAUAGACCAACUUUUGAAAUAUUUUGAGCAGUUUUUUAAAAUGCAAGCGACAUCCUCGGCGUCCAGUUCGAGUGUAACAUUGCUCCUUUUUCUCAUUUGCUUAUUGAGUUCUAUAAAAGUGGAAUUUGUUGCAGUUUAACAGAGUAUCAGUAAGUAAUAGACGUUGGCUAUAUUUAAUAAUUAAUAAUUGUUACUUAUCUAUGAAAAUGCUAUAAAGACAAAGAAUGAUUAUUAAUUAUUAAGUAUUAAAAACUAAUAUUUACAAGUAUUAAUAUUUGUAGGGAUAUAUUGUUCGUAUUUUAACACUGAUUGUUAGAUAUUUUAUAAAUCAAUUCUGUGUGAAACUGACAAAGCUAAGAUGAAAUAGCAACUGAAAUUUUAGAAGUGCCUUUACAAUCACAAACAUCGUCAUCUUUAUGUUAAAUAAGUAAGCGAACAUUAUAUUAAUAAGUGAUUUACAUUACUGUGAUAUAAAAGUACAUUAUAAUUAUCGACUGCACUAUCUGGCAAUGCAUAUCUCAUUUUAACACUUUUAUUAUCUUUAAAGAUAGAUCAGUUUUAUUCCAAUAAUGGAAUCAAUUAUAAUAUUUAAGUAACUUAUUAAAAAAAAAAAUUUUUUUAAUUAAAAAAAAAGUGUUAAAUAGGUGGACAGAAUUUUAAACUGUUCCUCAGUUUAAAGCUACAUAAUGUUAAAAAUUGCGUGGAGAAAAGGACUACAGUUUUUCGUUGAGAAGAAAAUCGGUUCCAAAUUGACCAAAAAAUCUACCAUUGAAAUAUAAUCUGGUAGAAACAGGACGUUCUGUAGAUUGCCACGAGAUGUGCAUUGCUACGGUAAUUGCGCCACUGUGACCACAUAAGUAUACAUAAUGCAUAAUAAUACAAUCGGUAGAUUAUUCAUAACGACAUAUCAGACGAAUGAAUGUAUUCAUAUAUAUGCAAAGUAUUUUACAUAUGUCAGAUAUAUUUUUAUAUGCGUGUAUGUGUAUUCUUAUUGACAAAGAGUGUAUCAUAUAUUUAAAUAUAUGCAGGUUAUCUCUGAGA